ACAUUCUCCAUCAUGGAGUCAGUUUGUUGUUGAUAGGUCGAUAUCGCCGGCUUCUCUCACUGUGUACAGUCAGAAUUGAAGGAAAAGUCUGGGAUAAUAGGCAAAAUGCCCGGCAUCGAGACUGUCGGACAGGACCUGGAUGUGCCGCUGCACAUUUUGCAGCGAGAGGCGGCGGAGGCGGCCCUGGCUGAAGCGCCCCAGGAUGCGCCGAUCACCACUUCGGCCAACAUUGGCCUCAUCUACCCGCCUCCUGAAGUACGGAACAUCGUCGACAAAACCGCCAGCUUCGUAGCCAGAAAUGGGCCUGAAUUCGAGGCCCGAAUCAAAGCCAAUGAGAUCGGCAACCCAAAGUUCAACUUCCUUAGUACCGGCGACCCUUACCAUGCGUACUACCAGCACAAAGUCAGCGAGUUUAGGUCGGGCAAAGUCACGGAUGCGCCGGGAGUGCAAAAGCCGCUCCUCGCGUCUGCCCAGCAGAAGCAGCUGGAAAUUUUGAAACAGGUUGAGCAGCCUUUCAUCCCAAGGGAGCCGCCAGCAGAUUUCGAGUUCAUUGCCGAUCCACCUUCCAUUUCGGCUCUUGACCUGGACAUCGUAAAGUUAACAGCCCAGUUUGUGGCCAGAAAUGGCAGGCAGUUCUUGACCAACCUGAUGAACCGCGAGCAGAGAAAUUACCAAUUCGACUUCCUUCGGCCACAGCACUCACUGUUCCAGUACUUCACUAAGCUGCUGGAGCAGUACACCAAGGUGCUGAUCCCACCUAAAGAGCUGCUGUUCAAGCUGCGCGACGAGAGCAAGCAGCAGCAGGCGGUGUUGGACCAGGUGCGCUACCGCUCCGAGUGGCAGAAACAUCAGGAGGCGCAGCGGCUGCGCGAGGCUGAGGAGCUGGAGAAGGAGCGCGUCGCCUAUGCACAGAUCGACUGGCACGACUUUGUCGUUGUCGAGACGGUCGACUACCAGCCCUUCGAGCACGGAAUAUUCCCGCCGCCCACCACGCCUGAGGAGGUCGGCGCCAGGGUGCUCAUGCAGGAGCGAAUCGAGGACGGCCAGGAGGUGGCCAUGCAGCUCGACAGCGAUGAUGAGGGCAGGGAUAACACUCAGGUUCAAGACAUGGAGGAAGCGUCUAGUGACGAAGAGGAAGACAUGCGACGCACAACUUUAUUGGCUCCUCGACUCAAUCCAGCUCCAGCUACACUGCCAAUUUCCCAGGCGCAGCCACCUCCACUGCCUCCGGCACCAGACAAGGUGCUUGUGAAGAAGGGUUACGACCCAAAACAAGCCAAGGGCAAGAUUUCAAAUGCGUCCGAGGAGUACCUCAUCUCGCCGAUCACCGGGGAGAGGAUCCCCGCAAGCAAGGUGCAGGAGCACAUGCGAAUCGGAUUGCUGGACCCUCGCUGGGUGGAGCAGAGAGACAAGCACAUAAACGAGAGGAUGGGACAGGAGACAGUCUUCGCCCCAGGCACGGCCAUCGAGGCUAGUUUGAAGCAGCUUGCCGAGCGACGUACUGAUAUUUUCGGUGUCGGUGACGAGGAAACGGCGAUUGGUAAAAAAAUUGGCGAGGAGGAGAAAAAGAAGGAUGACAAGGUUACGUGGGACGGACACACGUCCUCGGUGGAGGCGGCGACGCGGGCAGCACGUGCCAACAUCAGUCUGGAAGAGCAGAUCCACCAAAUCCACAAGACCAAGGGUCUGCUGCCGGACGAGGAAAAGGAGAAAAUCGGACCAAAACACGUGCUGAUCGCAGCCUCGAUCAGCAAGGGGCCGCAGCCGCCGUCGAAGCAGUCGAUGCCGCAACCGCCGUCCGUUGGCAACAAGCCUGCGACGAUCGUGGCGCCGCCCAAGCUGCCACCGGCGCCGAUGCAGAUGGGUCCAAUGGGUGGCCCAGGAGGCAUGCCGCCGGGCCCGCAGCCCCCGAUGAUGAUGGUACCGCCGCCUGCCAUGCGGGGGCCGCCUCCACUUAUGGCCCGCCCCGCCUACCCUGCGCCCCCCAUGCCUCCAUACAUGCCGCCAUCCGCGGCCCCAGUCGUGCCGCCACCGCAGCCUAUGAAACAUCCAAUGGAGGUGGACCUGGAGGAGGCGCCAGGCGGCAAGAGGCAGCGCACCGAGGACACCCUUAUGCCAGAGGCUGAGUUCCUCGCCACCCAUAAGAGUCCGGUUCAGUUCAAGGUAAUUGUACCAAAUCAGCCUGAAAAGGCCGAAUUCCGUCUGCGCGGCCAGUUCCUCAACGUCAGCAUGAGUCUGAGCGAGCAGGUGACCCUGCUGAAGGCCAAGCUGCAAGAGGAGACAGGUCUGCCGCCUUCCAAGCAGAAGCUCAAUUGGGAGGGCGUCUUCUUCAAGGAUGGAAACACGUUGGCCUACUACAACAUCAUGCCCGGAAUGGUUGUCAACCUUUCCAUCAAGGAGAGAGGAGGAAGGAAGAAAUAAAUUUAAUUUUUUUCACCAUUUUAUGAGUUUAGCAAUCAAUAAAAUUCUGUUUUGACUUAAGAA
Molecule: messenger RNA, 2484 nt
Organism: Cloeon dipterum
Lineage: Eukaryota; Metazoa; Arthropoda; Insecta; Ephemeroptera; Baetidae
Gene: Sf3a1
Product: splicing factor 3a subunit 1
Exons: 8
Coding region: 106-2421 (771 amino acids)
Biological process (GO): mRNA cis splicing, via spliceosome; regulation of alternative mRNA splicing, via spliceosome
Cellular component (GO): U2-type prespliceosome; catalytic step 2 spliceosome; U2 snRNP
Molecular function (GO): protein binding; RNA binding
Source: RefSeq, a predicted model, not a curated record